AUGAUCGCGGGCCGCGCUGCGGCCGGCGGAGCGGGAGGGGGAGCGAAGGUGCUGCGGCAGUCAGGGGUGGGGAAGCAGGAGGGGAGCUCGGAGCACGUCGAUUUUGGGCGCAGAGGGUAUGCCGUCGUGCACCGGUUCGGGGGCUUCGUGGCGAACGCAGACGUCGGCAAGCAGCCAGCGCAGCUCGACGCCAGGCUACAGGAGACCUACACCUUGGCGCGGUACUACAACUCGCUGUUCGAGUUCAGUGGUAGGGUCAACGAGAUAUGGAUGCUCUUUGAUGGUGCAAAGUGCGGCGACGACACAUACGGUGAGGAGAGAGCUGUCGAGAAGCUCCUCCGCUGCAUACCUGAGAAGUACAAGCAGAUCGCUAGCUCGAUCGAGUCUCUGCUGGACCUCUCCAGGAUGUCGAUCAAGGAGGCGAUAGGUCGCCUCAAGGUCGUCGACAGCGAUGAGUCACAGCCUCCCUCAGGGCCUGUCAUCAUUAGUGGGAAGCUCCACUUCACUCAGGAGCAGUGGGAGGUCCGCCAGGGUGAUCGGAAGAAGGGGGAGCCUUCUUCCUCGAGAGGCGGCCACAAGCGCGGCAAGCCGCACAAGGCGCCGAAGGCUCACGUCGCACUGGCAUUGGCGGAGGAGCUGGCUCUGCUCCUGGCACAUGCAAGCAUCGAGCUAUCUCCAGCGGCAUCAGCCACAGCGGCUCUCCUCCACCUUGAUGAGCCGAGGGUACACGCCUUCCUCGGCGAUGGCUCUAGCAAAGAUAAGACUGAGGGGUGGUGCCUCAACACCGGCGCUACCAAGCACAUGACCGGUCGGCGGGAGUUCUUCACCGAGCUUGACUCUAGCAUCCGAGGCACCGUCAAGUUUAGGGAUGCCUCCAGCGUAGAGAUCAAGGGCGUCGGCUCCGUCAUCUUCAUCACUGAGUCUGGAGAGGACAGGCUACUCACUGGAGUGUACUACAUCCCCGUGACACAACCCUUCUACCUCGCUGCUCGUCGGGACGACGAGGUAUGGCAGUGGCAUGAGCGCUUCGGGCACCUUCACUUCGAGGCCCUGAAGCGGCUCAGUGCCAAGGAGAUGAGGCGGCUUCCUUUACCCCAGCAGGCGAGCUUCCGAGCCAAGGAGCGGUUCGAGCUCGUGCACGGGGACUUGUGUGGCCUGGUGACACCGGCCACACCCGGAGGACGAUGCUACUUGUUGCUGCUUGUCGACGACCUCUCUCGCUACAUGUGGGUGAUGGUCCUCGGCAGCAAGGGGGAGGCUGCGGACGCCAUCAGACGCACGCAGGCUGCUGCAGAGGUGGAGUGCGGCCGCAAGCUGCGCGUGCUGCGCACCGACAACAGCGGCGAAUUCAUGGCGGCUGAGUUCGCGUUGUACUGUGCUGAUGAGGGCAUUCAGCGCCACUACUCCACGCCGUAUAGCCUGCAGCAGAACGGCGUCGUCGAGUGGGGCAACCAUAUGGUUGUGGGGAUGACUCGAGCCCUCCUCAAGCAGAGGGGGAUGCCGGCUGUUCUUUGGGGAGAGGUGGUGGUGAUGGCUAUCUAUAUCCUCAACCGCUCGCCUACCAAGACGCUCGACGGCAGGAUGCCAUACGAGCCUUGGCAUGGGCGCAAGCCGGCGGUGUCCCACCUGCGGGUCUUCGGCUGCCUCGCGUUUGCCAAGGAGCUUGGCCACAUCAGCAAGCUUGACAAUAGCAGCACUCCAGGAGUGUUCAUCGGCUAUGUGGAGGGUUUGAAGGCCUACCGCAUUCUCGACCCGGAGACACAGUGUGUGCGCAUAGCACGCGAUGUUGUGUUCGACGAAGGGCGAGGAUGGGCGUGGGACAAGGCGGUGGAUGACGGUUCGACUCCGAUGUAUGACGACUUUACUGUUGAGUACGUCCACUUCGAGGGAGCUGGGGGAGUAGGCAGCUCUUCUUCGCCGAGCGUGCCUACCCUAGUCCCUGAACCUCCACCGACUCCGACGCCUGCUACUCCAGUAGCGCUACGCUCUCCAGCCGCGACUUCGGCUGCGACGAGAUUCUCACCGGCACCACCACAACCGGCGACGCCACAUACUCCAGCACCGACGACCACUCCUCCAGGCACGUCUACUCCGACACCAGCUCAUGUCAAGCACAGCCUAGUGCAGUUCGCUACUCCGCUCUCUCACGACGAGGAGCGCAUCGACGCGUACCACGACAGCGAGCAGUUGCGGUACCGUAUGAUGGAAGACCUCCUCGGCGAGCAGCCGGUGCUGGGACUCGUGUCUCACGACCUGGAGGCACAGUUGCACCUUGCGUGCGAUGACGGCGAGCCUCGGUCUUUCACGGAGGCCGAGAGACACGCGGCAUGGCACGCCGCGAUGCAGUCGGAGAUGGACGCGGUUGAGAAGAACCGCACCUGGGAGCUUGCUGACCUCCCUCGUGGUCACCACAUGAUCACCCUUAAGUUCAUGCAGCAAGAGGGGAUCGACUACGAUGAUGCUUUCACCCCCAUGGCACGGAUGGACUCCGUGCGACUCCUCUUUGCGCUGGCCGCCCGGGAAGGCUGGCGCGUUCAUCACAUGGACAUCAAGUCGGCGUUUCUUAACGGCGACUUGAAGGAGGAGGUCUACGUGCACCAGCCGCCGGGUUUUGUGAUCCUCGGCAAGGAGGGAAAGGUGCUGCGCUUGCGCAAGGUCCUCUAUGGCCUGCAGCAGGCACCGAGGGCGUGGAAUGCCAAGUUGGAUUCCACGCUCAAAGGGAUGGGCUUGGAGCAAAGCCCGCACGAGGCGGCCAUCUACCGGCGGGGCAAUGGAGAAAAUGCCCUGCUGGUGGGUGUCUACAUCGACGACUUGGUGAUCACCGGCACCAAGGAUGCGGAGCGACCGACGAUGGAGCACCAGCAGGUCGUAAAGAGGAUCGUCCGCUACGUUGCGGGGACCCUCGACCACGGUCUCUUCUACACGAGGUGCCCCGGGGCAGCACACUUCAUCGGGUACAGCAACAGCGACCACGCUGGUGACAUCGACACUAGCAAGAGCACGAGCGGGAUUCUCUUCUUCCUCGGCAAGUGCCUCGUUAGUUGUGGUUUUUGGGUCGGCUCCGGCCUGAGCGCCAGCAUCGUUGACUUGGUCCAGGUCCAAGAUUUUGAUGGAAGGUUUUCAGAGAUCUUGUACGAAUAUGCUGGCCGGAACCUGUGCGUGCUUGGAGCCGAGCUUGGACAAGACAUCGGCGGCAAUGUUAUGGUCUUUGGGAACAUGGUGGAACUCGAGGCCGUCGAAGUUGGCCUGAAGUUUGUGGAUUUCCACGCAGUAAGCGUCCAUGGAUUCCUUGCUGCAGUCCCAAUUUUCAUUGACUUGCUCGAUGACAACCUUAGAGUCGUCAUAAGCAAGGAUGCGUUUGAUUCCCAGGGUAACAGUGAUGCGUAG
Setaria italica (foxtail millet) is the source of this 3387-nucleotide messenger RNA. RefSeq lists its product as uncharacterized. The transcript has 9 exons. Gene Ontology annotation, biological process: DNA integration. The coding region runs from base 1 to 3387 and encodes 1128 amino acids. Gene Ontology annotation, molecular function: nucleic acid binding. The record is from RefSeq and is a predicted model, not a curated record. NCBI's taxonomy places the organism in Eukaryota, Viridiplantae, Streptophyta, Magnoliopsida, Poales, Poaceae.